This is a messenger RNA of Frieseomelitta varia, 2544 nucleotides long. RefSeq names its product adenosylhomocysteinase-like 1. The coding region runs from base 47 to 1645 and encodes 532 amino acids. Gene Ontology annotation, cellular component: cytosol. The record is from RefSeq and is a predicted model, not a curated record. Gene Ontology annotation, biological process: L-methionine cycle. Lineage: Eukaryota; Metazoa; Arthropoda; Insecta; Hymenoptera; Apidae. The transcript has 11 exons.
ACCACCUGUCGUUUGACAAACGCACUAGUUUGACUUGGGAUCGAAAAUGGCUGACAGCGGGGAUGCUGUGAACAGUUCGUCGUCUGGAAAAGAUGCUAGAAAUACCGUCACCGAUGGUCCUGUCACUGAUCCAGCAUCAAGUAGCAAGAGCCUAGAGGCAUCAAAUAGUGCCUUUCACGGCGCGAGAACAAAAUUAGAUUCCAAGUCUGGAGCCUUAAAGAAGUCUAGCCGUUAUCGUAGUCGAUCAUUAUCAGCCAGUAGCACAGACAGUUACAGUUCUGCAUCCUAUACAGGAAGUUCGUCAGACGAGGAUGAUGUGUCACCUCGUGAAAAAAUACAAAAAACUGAAAAUGGCUUCACAGAUUUCUGUGUACGCAAUAUUAAUCAACAUGCAUUUGGCAGAAGAGAGAUAGAAAUAGCAGAACAAGAAAUGCCGGGAAUUAUGGCACUUCGUAAACGUGCCGCUGAUGAUAAGCCGUUGAAAAAUGCUAAAAUCGUGGGAUGCACUCAUAUCAAUGCUCAAACUGCUGUUCUUAUUGAAACUUUAGUGCAUUUGGGAGCACAAGUUAGAUGGGCAGCAUGUAACAUAUAUUCUACCCAAAAUGAAGUGGCUGCUGCUCUAGCUCAUGCUGGUUAUCCAAUUUUUGCCUGGCGUGGUGAAACAGAAGAAGACUUUUGGUGGUGUAUUGAUAAAUGUGUAGCCGCUGAAAAUUGGCAACCUAACAUGAUACUAGAUGACGGUGGAGAUGCAACACAUUUAAUGCUCAAAAAAUAUAAUGCUAUGUUUAAAAUGAUUCAAGGAAUUGUUGAAGAGAGUGUAACAGGUGUACAUAGAUUAUACCAAUUAUCAAAAGCAGGAAAAUUAUCCGUCCCUGCCAUGAAUGUCAACGAUAGCGUAACGAAAACGAAAUUUGAUAAUCUUUAUAGCUGCCGUGAAAGUAUUAUUGAUAGCUUGAAAAGAUCCACAGAUAUUAUGUUUGGUGGAAAACAAGUUGUAAUUUGCGGCUAUGGUGAAGUUGGUAAAGGUUGUUGUCAAGCUCUCAAGGGUUUAGGUUGUAUUGUUUAUAUAACUGAAAUCGAUCCAAUUUGUGCUUUACAAGCAAGCAUGGAUGGUUUUAGAGUAAUGAAAUUGAACGAAGUCAUCCGAAAUGUAGACAUUGUUAUUACCGCAACUGGCAAUAAAAAUGUAGUUACGCGAGAACACAUGGAUAAAAUGAAAAACGGCUGUGUGGUGUGCAAUAUGGGACACAGCAAUACUGAAAUAGAUAUUAACAGUUUACGCACGCCCGAUUUAACUUGGGAAAAAGUAAGGUCUCAAGUGGAUCAUGUUAUCUGGCCAGAUGGAAAGCGCAUCGUAUUAUUAGCGGAAGGCCGAUUAGUCAACUUGUCUUGUUCCAGCAUUCCUUCAUUUGUUGUGUCGAUCACAGCUGCUACUCAGGCGUUAGCACUAAUUGAACUUUUCAACGCACCGCCAGGGCGGUAUAAAAGUGAUGUCUAUCUGUUACCCAAAAAAAUGGAUGAGUACGUGGCAUCAUUACAUUUACCGACAUUUGAUGCACAUUUAACAGAAUUAACAGAUGAACAAGCCAAAUAUAUGGGUCUUAAUAAGGCUGGACCUUUUAAGCCUAAUUAUUACCGCUAUUAAAAAUAUGCGGAUAAAUGAUAUGGUACAGUAUAUUUGAAAUUUAUGUUUAUGAAUAUUAAAAAAAAUAGCUGCUUCGUUUUAUUGAAGUUUCUUCUAUUAAUUUCAUUUAUCCGAACUAAUAAAAAGAUAGAAUAAGAUAUAUUCUAUUUUAUUAUUAAAUAAAAAUAAUGUUAAUAAUUUCCUUAUAUAUUCUAAAAAAUAUUUCCUUAUGAUUCCAACUAAAAUAUUGUCUCACUACUGGCUGCAAUAAUCAAUCACCAGAAUUUAUAUAAAUAAAUAUAUAUUUAAUUCAUAACAUUCAUGAGUAUAUAGCGAUUAAUUUAUGAUUAAGCAUGCAUAGGAAUACAUAUGCAGCUGUUCAGUUGAAUCGAAGUAUAAUUUGCUAAAUGACAGUUUGUAACGACUUUAAAACGAUGUUAAGAAAAAAAUUUCCUGUAAAGAUCUGUAUACGUAAAUCAUUUGUAACACUAUAGACUAUGUAAUUCAAAAACUUGUAUUGAGAAUAUUUUUGAUUUGUUAGAUAUUAUCUUCGGCCGUUUUAACAUGAAUGAAUUGUAAUAUUGGAAAUAUGUAUAUAUACAUAGAGGACUAACAUUACAAGACAUUGAUUGUUGUAUGAAUAAUUGAAGUAUAAUGAUGAUCAUCUUCUAAUGAGUUAAUAUCUUUGCAAUUACGUCUAGUAAUUGUACUCAAUUUGUUUAUCAAAACAAUGAUCGUAUACUUCAAUUUAGUAUUUCUGUUUUUAAACAUUGUAAAAAUGAAGCAAUUCAAACUAUGUACAUAAUUAUUUAAGAAAAAUUAGACAAAAAUCAACUCUUUUAUAAUUGGUCAUAUCAUCCGUUGAUAAAAAAUAAGGAAAAAUAGAAAUCAAAUAAACAUCAAUGAUGCCUUGAACCUAA